AUGGACUCGUCUAUGGAAAGUGAAGCGCGGAUGAUUCUGCAAGAACCAUGUCUGGUUGAAGAGGACAGUUUGUGUGAAGUUGAUCACGAUGACACUCUUAUAAUAGCAUUGGACGAGGUUGAAGAGCACACAAUAACAACAGAGCCAACCCCAAACAUGAGGUCUGCCCAGUCAGAAAACCAACCAGAACCCAAUACGGUUUCUCAGUUGGACCGCUCUCAUCUCGAGGAUGAAGUGAAAACCAAAAAGACUCACUCAAAACUAAAAAAACAGGAAAAAGCAGCAAAAGUGGGAAAGAAGUAUGUUCCGUCUAAAAAGGCUAUGACAGAUCCACUGAAGAUCGACAUGUCCAAGCCUCUCCCUCUCUCAUCAUCCCAAAUUUCUCUCCAGUGCUUGGAAUGCCACAUCAUAUUCAGCGACCACAAGAGCAAAGAGCGCCACCUGAAGUCCAGCCACCCUGCGGAAUACGAGCAGUCCAUCCUGCGGAACGCACUGUUCGCCUGCUACGUCUGCGACCGCCAUUUCACCAACUCCACAGAGCUCAUGACCCACCAGAAGGCCCACGUGGAGAAGAAGCCUUUCAAGUGUCCCAUCUGCGCACAGACCUUCAGCAAACUGUCCGAGCUGUCCGUCCACAAGAAGGUGCAUUUCGGGCAGCACGGUUACACUUGCACUCAGUGUGGGAAGCCAUGCAAAACUCUGACGCUACUGAAGUAUCACUGCCGCACGCACACGGGAGAGCGCCCAUACGUGUGCAAAGAGUGCGGCAAGCGCUUCACCAUGCCCAAAGCCCUGCAGAAGCACCUGGACUCACACCUGCCCAAGAUAGAAGGUGCACCUUUGCCGGUUUACAGCUGCUCCGUUUGCAAAGCAACUUUCAAAAGCACAAAGACACGGCAUUGUCACAUGAAGAAAAAGCACCUGUCCAAAUCAGCUUUGAACAAAACGAGUGGACAGAUAAUGAAGCGCUGCACACCCAUCAUUACGCCCAUAUCCAUCUCCCAGCCGUCUUUGCUCCAAGUCGGACCCAAUGGACCUUUGCAGAAAGUAGACGCCAACAUCGACACAGAACAGCUUCCUGUGUUGGAAAGGGACAAAACAGUGGAACAGGAAUCCAGCACUGAAACGGCAAAAGAACCGCUUCAACAAGAACAUUGUGAACGGGAAAGGGAGGAGUCUCCAGGGAUUGUUUUGGAGAAAGUAGUGACGACUGUCAUCACCUCUGUGGAUAAAGAGACGAGCCAAACACAGGAUUGUGAAAAUGAGAACCAAGACAUCAAGAUGGAGGAGAGCGGUGCAGACUCCACACAGCGUGACAUCAGGACUGUGCUGGUGAAAGAGGAGGUCAGGCAGACACCACAGAAAGAACUAGUCGUCUGGAACAACAAGGCCAACUCCAACUCCUGCAGCCCUGCUGCAAUUGGAGUGACAGAGACGGCUGACAGCACUGCUCAAAACUGCAGUUCCAGUCAGUGCGUGUUCUACCCGGUCAAACAGGAGGAGCGGGAGGUCCUGGUGGGAGAGAUGCAAAGAUCUUCUGCUUCAACUAAGACCAGUCACCAGUCGGAGCAGCACACCACAGACAAUGUCUUUGCUCGAGAAGAAGUGAUGGGACCACCAGGACUUGGGGAUCUCUCUGAUGGACAAGCAGGCCAAGGGACCGAGGAACAGUCAGCGCCAAGUCUUUUCGAUUUCCUUUUGCAAGGCUCUGAUGAAGAGGACUCCACUGUUGAAUGGUCAGAUCCUCACGUCCACACCGAAGAAGAAAUAAUGGCCAAUUUCUACAAAAAACAAAGCCCCUCGUCAAAUCAGUCUGGAAUCAGUGUUUCUGGAACAACUACAGAGAAUAUCAGGAGACCCAUUGAUUAUUUCUCAAACUACUUUGAUUGGGAUACGUGGCGAGAAAUUUCACAUUUCACCAAUCAGGCUCAAAACAUAUCCACCCCUGUUUCCAUCAAAGAAGUGGCACAAUUUGUCGGCAUCCACGUCGCAAUGGGAAGUUUAAAGUUUCCCAAUCCCCGGUUUUACUGGGAGGACUUGACGAAGGUCCCGCUGAUUGCUGACGCCAUGCCCAUGAUGCGCUUUCUGGAGCUGUCUCGAAAGCUGAAACUCGCCUGUCCACAAGUGAAUGACCAAAACUGCAGUGAAAACAGGAGAGACGCCGUGAUUGGCUCUUCAAAUGACAAGCAGCACAAUUCACAACAUCUUCAACAGAACUCUUUGGUCAACUCCUGGCUACUGUAUAAGCGAGAUGUGAACUCGCCUUUAACACUGCUCGCCUUCAGACUGGAAGUGUCGAAAGCCUUGAUCCUUGCCAGCGGUUUGGAUGCACAGGACUCGGUUUCCAAUCAGACGGAGGAGCCCCCUUCCCUCGGCGACAGCCCGGAUCCAGGACCACUGCACGAAAAUUCUCUUCCAGACGCAGCCUCUCGCUACGACGGUCUGGGACACUGGCCCGAGCAGCUGGCGGAGGGACAGGGGGGCAGGUGUCGAUUUGGGGACUUGGUGGCGCUGUUGCUGCUGUCCUCGCGCUCAGAGCAGAUCCGGAAGUGGCCCGCGCGUUGGUCAGAGUUACUCUUCAAUCAAAUAUCUUCUCUGAGGCUGUGGGCUCAAGGGCCAGUGAGACUGCACAAUGGACUCUGA
Messenger RNA from Knipowitschia caucasica, 2643 nucleotides. NCBI's taxonomy places the organism in Eukaryota, Metazoa, Chordata, Actinopteri, Gobiiformes, Gobiidae. The record is from the annotation of a GenBank genome assembly.